Messenger RNA from Didymodactylos carnosus, 70 nucleotides. The record is from the annotation of a GenBank genome assembly. NCBI's taxonomy places the organism in Eukaryota, Metazoa, Rotifera, Eurotatoria, Philodinida, Philodinidae.
AUGAAUCAGCGUUCGACUAGCGCAAGUGACUCACCGUUAGUGAUUCACCAACAAAAUUCGACAUUUGCCA